AUUGUAUAUAGGUAAUUUAUUGGAAUCACAAAACUUUGCAUUCCCAGUUUUAAGUCUAGUGUUCUUAGCAAGAAAAAAAACUCUCCAUAAUUCAUAUUUUCCCACCUUUCUAUUGUUGUGAUUUAUUAAAAUAAAUACGUCUAGGAAUUGAGCCAUGAAAGUCACAGUUUUGUUGUUUAAACAAAAGUCUAAUGGUUUACUACUUUAUAAUAUACAUGAUAAAGAAUUUUGGUUGUUUCCAAGAAGAAACAGCGUGCUCCAUUUCAUGUUUCAAUUACCUCUGCCAUCUCCAUGUCUUCCAGACUAAUGAAUGUGUCCAGCAUGGAAACUAUCAAUUUUGUUAGCUACUUUAUCCUCAUGGGCUUUCCCUCAAGCCCAGAAAUGCAACUCCUCUACUUCGGUCUCUUCUCAGUAACCUGUACUCUCACCCUGAUGGGAAAUGCAGCCAUUGUCUGUGCUGUGUGGUGGGACCAGCACCUUCACACUCCCACGUGCACCCUCUUGGGAAAUUUCUCUCUCCUGGAAAUAUGUUAUGUUACUACAACUGUUCCUAAAAUGCUGGCCAACUUCCUCUCCACAAGCAAGUCCAUCUCAUUCAUGAGUUGUUUUGCACAGUUCUACUUCGUCUUCUCUUUGGGGUAUGAUGAGGGCUUCUUCCCUUGCAUCAUGGCCUUUGACAGGUAUCUUGCCAUCUGCCACCCUCUACAUUAUCCAUGCAUCAUGACGAAACAAGUAUGCACUGGCCUCAUCAUCUUUGCAUGGUCAUGUGGUUUUGUAAUCUUCCUAACUUCAGUUAUUCUCAUUUCACAGCUAUCCUACUGUGGCCCAAAUAUUAUCAACCAUUUUGUUUGUGAUCCUGUCCCAUUGAUGAUGCUGUCCUGUUCUGAAGACAUCAUCACUCAGCUCGUUUACUCCACAUUCAAUUCUAUCUUCAUGAUCGGCACCUUUCUCUUUAUCCUUUGUUCCUAUGCUUUGGUGAUUCUGGCUGUAAUAUGGAUGCCCUCAGAGGCUGGCAAACAAAAGGCUUUCUCCACUUGUGCUUCUCAUUUGGCAGUUGUCACCUUGUUGUAUGGCUCCAUCGUGGUGACGUAUGUUAGUCCUGGAUCAGGACACCCAGUAAAAAUGCAAAAAAUCAUUACCUUUUUCUAUUCUGUGAUAACACCUCUCUGCAAUCCUCUAAUAUAUAGUCUCAGGAACAAAGAGAUGAAAAAUUCUCUGAGGAAAAUCUUCAGGACUGGAAAAGAUGUUAAUAAAAUAUAA
Molecule: messenger RNA, 1260 nt
Organism: Pongo pygmaeus (Bornean orangutan)
Lineage: Eukaryota; Metazoa; Chordata; Mammalia; Primates; Hominidae
Product: olfactory receptor 11G2-like
Exons: 1
Coding region: 292-1260 (322 amino acids)
Biological process (GO): G protein-coupled receptor signaling pathway
Cellular component (GO): membrane
Molecular function (GO): G protein-coupled receptor activity; olfactory receptor activity
Source: RefSeq, a predicted model, not a curated record